Messenger RNA from Uloborus diversus, 1716 nucleotides. RefSeq names its product probable serine hydrolase. The transcript has 2 exons. The record is from RefSeq and is a predicted model, not a curated record. Lineage: Eukaryota; Metazoa; Arthropoda; Arachnida; Araneae; Uloboridae. The coding region runs from base 82 to 1119 and encodes 345 amino acids.
UGUUGCAUCAAUUUCAUCUUACGUUUUUUGACAAAUAAUACUUUAAAUUCUGAGUAGGUAAUUUAUUUUAUUGCUCAGAUUAUGAAGUUUGUGAAGUAUGCAUUAUCUUUUAGUAGUGUAACAGUUAGAAAUCAUCAUUCUUCACUAAAGAACAGAAUUGGACCAUCAUUCACUUCCUUUCGAAAAAUGGCUACAAGUCUGUAUUGGUCAAAUCCUCAAGAAGUAAAGAUUCCAACUUCAUAUGGUUUCAUUGCUGCCAAAGCAUGGGGCGAUUCACAGGCUAUGCCAAUUUUAGCUCUUCAUGGCUGGCAAGAUAAUGCUGGCACUUUUGAUCGACUAAUUCCACUUUUAUCAACGAAAGCUUACAUUGUUGCAAUAGAUGCUCCAGGCCAUGGAUUCUCUUCACAUAAACCACAUGGUACAUUUUACCACUAUAUGGAAAUGUUAGUUGAUAUAAAACGAAUAGUUGAUUAUUUGAAAUGGGAUUCAUUUAGCAUUUUAGGACAUAGUUUAGGUGGUACUUUGGCAUUGUUGUAUUGCAGUGUUUUCCCUGAAAAUGUUUCCAAUUUAAUUCUACUUGAUAUUAUUAAACCCGCAUCAAGAACACCAGACAAACUUCCCGAUGUUACUCGAACAGGAAUUGAAAAUCUGUUGCAAAUUGAAAAGAAACUGUCUGCACAGGCUCCUGUUUAUAGCGUGCAAGAAGCAAAGAAACGUUUGAUAUCUGGGAUGUUUAACGAAAUCACCGACGAAUCAGCCGACAUUCUUUUGAAAAGAGGUAGCAAACUGUCGAAUUGUGGCAAAGGAGUGGUGUUUUCUAGAGAUAUUAGAGUCAAAAUGACAGAAGAUUUGCAGAAAUUUAGCCAUGAAGAUUUAAUGGCUUACAUGAAAAGAGUGCAGUGCAACACAUUGAUCAUUAUUGGUAAAAAAUCAAUUAUUUUCAAAUCCAGAACUCCAGAAGUAUUAGACGACUUUAUCAAUUUGUAUAAGCAGAACUGUAAGAGCUUUAAAAUGGUUGAGGUUGAUGGUAAUCACUUUGUACACUUAAAUAAUCCAGAAUUAGUUGCACCUCAUAUUAACGAGUUCCUUGCUACCCAAGUUAAUGUAUCUAAAAUUUAAUUUUUUUAAAAAUUAUUUCCACAAAUUCCCUACAUUAAAACUGGGUAUUCGUAUUACAUAUAUGUUCUGCAAAAGAGUUUGCUGAUAGAAAUGAUUGUUUUGCUAAUAGCUGUUGUAACGCUAAUUACAUAGGAGGUUUAGAGGGCGGAGGACUGAUGGCUUACAAUAAAUACCUACGCUAUUAGUCCUUCUAAUAGUGCUAAGUAAUAGAAUCUUAAGAGCACUAAUUCUGCAUUUGAAAAAAUGUUUUGAUUUAAAUAUACAGAGAAGUGAUGACCAUAAUAAUCCCCAAUGCAGAUCGAAUUUCUGAAAGCUGUUCAUGUGAUAGCAAAAUAUUGAAAUCAGUUUUUUUUUUUUUGUUUCAAGAUAGCUUAAAACAAAAAGCUCUGGUUCUGCUUUCAAAAAUUUAUCUCACUAACAACCCAUUUUGAUAAAUUUUAAGAUGCUUGAAAUUCUUCUCUUUGUUUAAGACUGUAUUAAGUUAUUUUGUAUUAAAUGUGAAAUCAUGUAUAUUUUUGUAAUUUAUAAAUCAUGCAAAACUGAUAGUAUUUUGAACAUUUUCAUUUGUUUUUUGUAAGAAUUACAGUAAUCUCUCAC